GUCCGUCUUGGAUUUAGUGUCUUGCAGGAUCGCUUCCGAAGCUCAGUGAUUCCCUUUCCCUAGGCGUAUUCCUAACAGACGUCUGAACUUGGAGAAAACGUUACCUCGGGUUUUCUGACUCACCGGUUUCCGUAUUCCAAAGCUUUUCUCAUAAAAAAACAAAAGAGAUAAAGUCUCUUGUUAACCUUUGUCCAAAGGGAGAAAUAAAAUCACCAUGAAAUUCUCAGGAAUUACUUCCAUCGAAAGCUCGUGGUCCCUCGUACUACAGUUGUUAGUUGUCUUCCACGCCUGGUCUCUUGUGAAGUGUAUCAAGACCAAGGAAACUGCUCUGGUUACAGAUGUAGGCCGGGGAGUCAAUGAUGUCCCCAGAUGGUUGGCAGAGAACGACCUCGGAACCUCAGUGGCUAAAAAGAGGGCAAGACGUUUCGUCCCAUUCCCAAGUGGAAGCAAAGUUACAGUAACGUCUACCUUAACCGUGCCUUUGGAAGCAAUUAGCUCCUCGAGUGACAUGGAAAUGGUGAAUACCCUAGUGUUUUUGCUGCCUACUAGCAGCACUGUGAGUGGAAGAAACUACAAGAGCAGCAAAGGCGAACGCCAGCACAUCUACUCCCAAAUGGAAAACUUUCUGAACGACAUGGGUUACAAUGGACACGCAUGCACACUGCGCACUCUCUGCGAAAUAGCUGAAACGCCUUUCGAGCAGGGCCUCUACGGUGAUAUUAUCAACCUCAUUUUGUCGGCUUCUGUGAAACCAGAACCGAAUGCCGUUUACGACGAGUACAUGACAGCUGAAUAUUAUGGCCAAAACUACGGCAACUGUGCGGCCAUUUACACGUCCUGUCCCAACUCGGUUUUGGAUGUAAUGUCUAACGCCUUCUAGAUAAAACGAGAAGAAUCGGUAGCCUUUUACUCAGGAAAACUCUUCCGUAACGUCCAACUUAAUCCAUGGAGAAGGAAGACCCACCUCUUAGAAGAGAGAUUGUCAGUGUAUCAUAAUUAUUUAUUUACAACUUUGGAUCUUUUAAAUUAUUUAUUUAUUAUAUAUUCUUGUAGUUACAAUUGCUGUGUUCAUGAUAUGCAAUACAAGUGGUAAGUUAUA
Macrobrachium nipponense is the source of this 1099-nucleotide messenger RNA. RefSeq lists its product as uncharacterized. The transcript is spliced from 5 exons. The coding region runs from base 215 to 880 and encodes 221 amino acids. Lineage: Eukaryota; Metazoa; Arthropoda; Malacostraca; Decapoda; Palaemonidae. The record is from RefSeq and is a predicted model, not a curated record.